UAGACUAUUUACCACUUUCUUGUUUUGCAGUUUGAUUUGUUGUUAAAUAAUAUGCCUAAAUAAUAAUAAAAAUGUCUGAGGAUAUGUCAAAUUCUAAAGAACAAAUAAUAUUCAAACCUAAAAUUCGCAAACAAUUUAGAAAACGUCUUAAACAGGAAGACAGUGAUGAAGAUGAGACUGAAGUUAUAGCAAAACUACAAGAAAUGAAAGAAGUUCAGAAACUUAGAGAAAGACCUAACGGUGUUAGUUUAGUGGGUUUAGCGUUGGGAACAAAAGUACUAACAGACACAGAAAUCAAAGAUCCUUUUAAUAAAAACAUUGGUGGUUUAGUUAACUUACAGGCCCUAAAUAGUGGCAAUUGGAAAGUAGAUGACGCCUAUGAUACUGGAAUAGGAACACAGUUUUCUGUUGAAACUAAUAAACGGGAUGAAGAUGAAGAAAUGAUGAAAUUUAUAGAAGUUGAACUCUCAAAAAGAAAAGGUAAAGAGAGGGAAAAUGAACGUCAGGAUGGCAAUAGCAAAUAUCAUACACCCGAAGAAAUAGCUCUACAGUCAGUACCCGAACAUUUAAGGGAAUCUUCAAAGAAACAAUCUGAAGAAAUGUUAUCAAAUCAGAUGUUAAGUGGUAUACCCGAAGUUGAUUUAGGUAUUGAGGCCAAAAUUAAAAAUAUAGAAGCUACAGAAGAAGCUAAACUUAGGUUAUUGUGGGAAAAACAAAAUAAGAAAGAUGGACCCUCACAGUUUGUUCCAUCCAACAUGGCUGUAAAUUUUGUACAACAUAAUAGGUUUAAUAUAGGAGCGAGUGAAAUUCCGCCAAAGAAAGCUAAAAUCGAAGAAAAACCGAAGAAAAAGGAUGAAAAAGCCACUGACGACUAUCAUUAUGAAAGAUUCAAAAAACAAUUUAAAAGAUAAUGUUAAAUGUUUUUAAAUAUAGUUUAAUCACAGAUACAAU
Molecule: messenger RNA, 951 nt
Organism: Diabrotica balteata
Lineage: Eukaryota; Metazoa; Arthropoda; Insecta; Coleoptera; Chrysomelidae
Source: the annotation of a GenBank genome assembly